This is a messenger RNA of Talaromyces amestolkiae, 1485 nucleotides long. RefSeq lists its product as uncharacterized. The coding region runs from base 1 to 1485 and encodes 494 amino acids. NCBI's taxonomy places the organism in Eukaryota, Fungi, Ascomycota, Eurotiomycetes, Eurotiales, Trichocomaceae. The transcript has 5 exons. Gene Ontology annotation, cellular component: cytosol; mitochondrion. The record is from RefSeq and is a predicted model, not a curated record. Gene Ontology annotation, biological process: glucose 6-phosphate metabolic process; glycolytic process; intracellular glucose homeostasis. Gene Ontology annotation, molecular function: fructokinase activity; mannokinase activity; glucokinase activity.
AUGGUGGAACGAAAUCAGUAUGCAGAUACCUCUGAGACACCUUCAGUGGCAUCGUCCGUUGGGCCGCCCAAAGCCCUGGGAGAAAAGAUAUUGGCCGACGUUCCAACAGAGCUAUUGACCGAGUUGAAACGCCUCAAGGAAAUGUUCAUCGUGGAUCGGGAGAAACUGAAAAUCAUCACUCAGCAUUUCGUAGGAGAACUGGAAAAAGGCUUGACGGACAACGGUGGCGAUAUCCCUAUGAACGUGACAUGGUCAUUUGGGUAUCCUACUGGUCAUGAAACCGGUAGUUAUAUUACUAUAGACAUGGGUGGUACCAAUGUACGAGUGUGCAAUGUUGUCUUGACCGACGAUAAAGGGGGUGUGGACCUCAUCCAAGAAAAGUUCCUUAUGCCAGAAGGCCUCAAAAGGAGCAAUGCAGAGACACUGUGGGAUUUUCUUGCCGAUUGCACUGCCCAGUUUCUGGAGAAACAUAAUCCAGGCACCAAGGAAGUGCUACCGCUCGCUUUUACGUUUUCAUUUCCGCUGACACAGCCCAACAUUCGAAGUGGAAUUUUGCAGAGAUGGACCAAAGACUUUGACGUGGAUGAAGUAGAGGGCGAGGAUGUCGUUCCGCAGCUGGAGAAAGCAUUCAAAAAGCAGAAUUUACCAGUCACAAUAGUCGCCGUUGUUAAUGAUACGACCGGCACCCUUAUUGCUUCUGCAUACCAAGAUCCGCAUAUGAGGAUCGGAAGUAUCUUCAGUACCGGUGUCAACGCAGCCUAUUUGGAAGUAUGCGGUGCGAUCCCCAAGAUCAAACACUACGGAUUACCGCCUGAUCUUGAAAUCGCAAUCAACACAGAAUAUGGCGCCUUUGACAACUCUCAAAAGGUCCUACCACGGAAUUCUUUUGAUCGCAUCAUUGACGAAAAAUCUUCACGACCAGGGCAACAAUUGUACGAAAAAAUGGUCGCUGGGCUGUAUAUUGGAGAAAUCCUUCGUCUUGUUCUGCUUGACCUGCAUGAAAGUAAUUAUAUUUUUAGGGGUCAAGAUGUCUCCUAUCUUCGACAGAAAAAUUCUAUUGAUUCACUAUUCCUGUCGACUGUCGAAGAAGACAAAUCGGAUGCGUUGCACGACAUUGCGUUCAUUUUCAACAGUGCUCUGAAUAUCAAAGCGAUCGAUUACGAGUUGAAAGUAACCCGCUACUUGACCGAAUUGAUUGCGACUCGCUCCGCUCGACUAUUCUCGUGCGGCAUUGCUGCCAUCAGUAAAAAGAAAGGCCUGGAAACUUGUCAUGUAGGUGUCGACGGAUCUGUAUUCACUAAGUAUGCCCAUUUCAGAAACAGAGCUGCGCAGGCUUUGAAAGAGAUUUUAGGAUGGCCAGAAGAUUCGUCAGAUCCUAUCUCUCUUCAUUCGGCAGAGGAUGGGUCAGGGGUUGGGGCAGCCCUGAUAGCGGCGUUAGCGAUGCAAAGAUCUGACGGCGUUGAAGCGAGCAAAUGUGGCCGAUGA